This is a messenger RNA of Homo sapiens (human), 2821 nucleotides long. RefSeq names its product phostensin-like. The record is from RefSeq and is a predicted model, not a curated record. Bases 1540 to 1941 code for a protein of 133 amino acids. The transcript has 2 exons. Lineage: Eukaryota; Metazoa; Chordata; Mammalia; Primates; Hominidae.
UUUUUUUUUUUUUUUGAGACAGAGUCUUGCUCUGUUGCCCAAGCCGUAGAGCAGUGGCGCGACCUCGGCUCACUGCAACCUCCGCCUCCCGGGUUCAAGCAAUUCUCCUGCCUCGUCCUCUCGAGUAGCUGGGACUACAGGUGCACGCCACCAUGCCCAGCUAAUUUUUUUGUAUUUUUAGUAGAGACAGGUUUCACCAUGUUGGCCAGGAUGGUCUCAAUCUCUUGACCUUGUGAUCCGCCCGCCUCGGCCUCCCAAAGUUCUGGGAUUAUAGGCAUGAACCACCGCGCCCAGCCUGGAGUAGACUUUUUGCUCCAAGUGAGAUGGGGAGACACUGCAGGGUUCAGAGCCAACAAGGAGUAACAUAUACAGUUCCUGAGUUCUACCUUCCCAUGGGGACCCAGGUGUCAUAUCUGGUUUUCUUUUUUUUUCUUUUUUAGAGACAGUGUCACUCUAUUGCCCAGGCUGGUCUCGAACUCCUGGGCUCAAGAAAUCCUCCCGCCUCAACCUCCCAAAGUGCUGGGGCUACAGGUGUGAGCCACCAUGCCUGACUGGUGUCAUAUUGAUGCAGCUCUUAACAACCACCUGCCCAGCCACCCUUCUGGCUUCUCUCUUUUCAUACCUCAGUUCAUUAGGGGACUCAGGGAUGUACGGCUGACCCCAAGUCUUCCCAAACAGAUGCCAGGGAAGGCCUGAGUAGAUCAUUUGGACCUUUCCAAGUAGUUCAUAUGGAAUCCUCCUGCUGUCUCCCUAAUCCCUUUGGCUCCUAGACUUAAUCCCACCCUGCCCCUUCCCCCUGAGCUUCUUAAUAGGGCAAAGGGGAAGGGUAGAAAGGCAGUGAGAACAGCUGGGACUCGCCUGCUCUUGGGACAGUGUGAUUACCAAGGGUUUUCUGUGCCCUGUCUGGUAUUUUGUCUCUGUGCCUGUCCCUUUGGGCACACUGUGGACCCCCACCCCAGGUUUGUGUGGACUUUCCUUUCUGCCCUUGUCAUCUCCCCCAGCCUUCAGGGUGUCAGCGGCUCAUCUUUCCCCUGUGUGUUGCUGGAGUCUCUUGGUUCCUCUCGGCCUUUCUGUUCAUCUCCCAUCUCUUCCUAGGCCCUAGACUCCCUUUGCUAUGGAUAGGAGAGGAAUGAGGAGAGUAGGAGGGAACAGGUGCCCAGGGUCCUGGGUUUUGCAUAGGACAGCAAGGGGCUGUGGGUAUGAAAACCUUGCUUUUGUCUGAGACUCGCUCCCCAGCCAGUUCUUUCCCCACUGGCCAGUCUGCUGGGCUCCUCUGGGAAGUUCACUCGAUUGCCCCCAAGGUGCCCAAAGACUCGGUUCUGAUCACAAGACUUAUCGCCAUGUAUUUUAAUUUCUUUUUACCCCUCUGCCUCCCACACUCGAAAUAGCAGGGACCUUGGUCUUAUAUUAUUCACUUCUGCCUCCCAAGCCCCUGCCAACGUACAGGGCAAAGUCUGAUGUUUUGAAAUGAUAUGAUCGAAGAGGGAAACUCUAGAAUUGGAGAGCCAGUAUGGAAAGGAAAACUGGAUCCCAGAGUGGAUGGGGAGAGUGAGUGGGGCACCUGAGUCCAGCCCCCACCCCCACGUUCCGCCAGUCCCACCUGCUCCCUUGCAGACUCCGCCCCCCCCGCCCCCGCUUUCUCUCCCUCAACCCCCGCGGGCUUCUCCCCUGCUGACCUUGCCUCCUGCCCCCUUUUUCUCCCUCCUUCAGCUUAAGAUCUCCUUCAGCGAGACAGCCCUGGAGACCACGUACCAAUACCCCUCCGAGAGUUCGGUACUGGAGGAGCUGGGCCCGGAGCCUGAGGUCCCCAGUGCCCCCAACCCUCCAGCAGCCCAACCCGACGACGAAGAGGAUGAGGAAGAGCUGCUGCUGCUGCAGCCAGAGCUCCAGGGCGGGCUGCGCACCAAGGCCCUGAUUGUGGAUGAGUCCUGCCGGCGGUGACCAUCUUCCAACAUAGGGAUAUACCUCCCUCCUUCUUAUAACUGAAGAUCCUGGAGCCCGGAAGAUUCAGGGCAGACAGACCCUGAUAAUGAGCCUGGCAGGGAAGGGCAACCAACAUCUUGUAACUUGCUUUCCCCACCCUGUUUCUGGGGGCAGAGCCAAUUGCCCAAUUUCUACCCUAAUCCAAAGUCCCUGGUGUGGGUGGGGUUAAACGUGCUGGUGCAUCCUAGGUCAUCCAAGAGUGAGCGCCAAGUCCUGAGAAGGGGCACAGAACUCCCUGGAGGGUGGAGAUGGAGCACCUGCCCCCCAUGGCAGGGUACACUCUCCCCACAGCCUUCCUCCCCACCAUCCCGUGGGGACUCUCGGGAUUUAAGCACUCGUCUCUCUGGGAGGCCCAGACCCCACUCCAUUUAUAGGCACAUCUCCUUCAUUUCCUAGGUCACUGCCCCUUUGUUUACAGCUCCUGCCUCCUCCCUUGACCACAGCCUGGUUUACAAAUUCCAUCAGCUCCCAGCCCCACCUGCCAAAGUCCCAGGUUUACAAGCCACGCUUACUUGCUGUGUCUGCGUGGAAUUCUCUCCUCUGUCCCCUCCAGUCUCCUCAUUGGAGUGACCUGAAGGUGUGGCUUCCUCCACUUUUUCUCAGUAUUACUUUGCCUUAGUUUUCCCCAAGAGGGAAGGCUGGAACUCUUAACUCUGUACCCCUUGAUAGUUAUUUAAUUCUGUUUCUCCUAGUGGUUCACAAUUGAACUGAAUUGAGAUGGUGUCGGGUGGCUAAGGAGACACCUCACCUCUCCUUCCCCAUUGUGCCGCCUUUAUCAAUUGCCUGUUUUGUUUUGUUUGUUUUUUAACUUUCCAUAAUAAAAUGGAGUUCUCUUCAA